This is a messenger RNA of Hevea brasiliensis (rubber tree), 732 nucleotides long. Its product is annotated as zinc finger protein ZAT11-like. NCBI's taxonomy places the organism in Eukaryota, Viridiplantae, Streptophyta, Magnoliopsida, Malpighiales, Euphorbiaceae. The record is from RefSeq and is a predicted model, not a curated record. Bases 30 to 578 code for a protein of 182 amino acids. Gene Ontology annotation, biological process: response to stress; response to chitin. The transcript has a single exon.
CCACCACCUUACUUUCAACAUAUUCAUCAAUGGCCAUGAAGAGAACAAGAGAGAGGGCAGAGAUGGAGAGCUUGGACAUGGCCAAGUGUCUCAUACUUCUCUCUCACACCCUACAGAAUAACAAUCCCAGAAAACCCUUCAAGACCCACGACAACGACGACUGCCAUCUCUUUGAGUGCAAAACUUGCAACAGAAGGUUCCCUUCAUUUCAAGCUCUAGGAGGACACCGAGCAAGCCACAAGAAGCCCAGAAUGACGACAGAGAAUAAACCGAGCAGUAAGAAACUCUUGAUGAGCUUAGAAAGUAGUACAGUAAAGCCGAAGAUGCAUGAGUGCUCAAUCUGUGGGGUGGCGUUUGCUUUAGGGCAAGCUUUGGGUGGUCAUAUGAGGAAGCAUAGAGCUGCUAUGACACAAGGAUUGGGCUCUUCUCAUGCUUGUGUGGUUUCGAAAUUGCCUGUACUAAGGAGGUCGAAUAGUAGCAAGAGGGUUUUUGGCUUGGACUUGAAUCUUACUCCUUUAGAGAAUGAUCUUGAAUAUUUGUUUGGGAAGAGGGCUCCCAAAGUGGAUCCUUUCAUUUGAUGUCCACAUUCUUAUUGUAUUCUUUAAUUUGUUUUUAUAUUUUCUUAAUUAUUCCUUGUAUCUUAAUUCAUUUGUUAAAAACUUUUUUUUUAAUUUAUUUACGUAUAAUCAUUCAGUUAUAUAAAUUGGAUUAUGAUUAAUUUUUCGACUCUUA